Messenger RNA from Exophiala aquamarina CBS 119918, 690 nucleotides. RefSeq names its product GINS complex subunit 1. Gene Ontology annotation, cellular component: GINS complex. The transcript has 2 exons. The record is from RefSeq and is a predicted model, not a curated record. Lineage: Eukaryota; Fungi; Ascomycota; Eurotiomycetes; Chaetothyriales; Herpotrichiellaceae. The coding region runs from base 1 to 690 and encodes 229 amino acids. Gene Ontology annotation, biological process: DNA strand elongation involved in mitotic DNA replication; DNA replication.
AUGCACGGAGAGCUUGGGAACAAGCUCGUCCAACACGCCAAACGCACCCUGACCCUCCCGACUCUACCACCGUACCAAACGGAAUUGGUGCGCGCAUGCGUGCGCGAAGUGCGCGAUCUCGACCGCGAUGUGACCAACAUCCUGGCGCCGUUCAGCAGCAGCGUGACGGACGAGGAUGGCGAGACAUUGACGCAGAACACGUUCAACCCGGCCGAACACCCCGCGACGGCGUGCGCGCUGCUCGUCGACCACCUCAGCAUGCGCCGCAACAAACGCUGCCUGCUGGCGUACCACCGUGUGCGCGCCCAGCGGGUCGAGGCGUGGUGCUGGGAGGGAAAGGACCUUUUCGACCCGAGUACCAAUCACCCCACCACCACCAAUGAUGUGCAGACCAUGGCAGAGAACGCUCAACCCUCGAAUAACAAUUCUCUCUCGCCCGAGGAGGAGGAGUAUUUCCGCCAGUACACGGACCUGCUGUCGGCGUACAAGGGCCAGUGGACGGACGUCGACCUCACCGGGUCGCUGACGCCGCCCAGGGAUCUGUUCAUCGAUGUGCGUGUAUUGCGCGAUGCGGGCGAGAUCCAGACGGAAUACGGCGCGAUCAAUCUGACGAAGAACAGCCAGUUCUACGUCCGGUUUGCGGAUGUCGAGAGGUUGAUUCAGCAAGGGUUUUUGCAGCGGUUGAAUUGA